Terrapene triunguis (Three-toed box turtle) is the source of this 5033-nucleotide messenger RNA. It is a transcript of the gene WRN, whose product is annotated as WRN RecQ like helicase. Gene Ontology annotation, cellular component: chromosome; nucleoplasm; nucleus. Gene Ontology annotation, molecular function: 3'-5' exonuclease activity; nucleic acid binding; four-way junction helicase activity. Lineage: Eukaryota; Metazoa; Chordata; Testudines; Emydidae. The transcript has 35 exons. The coding region runs from base 40 to 4503 and encodes 1487 amino acids. Gene Ontology annotation, biological process: telomere maintenance; DNA replication; double-strand break repair via homologous recombination. The record is from RefSeq and is a predicted model, not a curated record.
UAACAGAAAUGCAGGAGAAUUAAUCAUAUAGAAUUGAAAAUGAUUUCUCCACAUCAUAAACUUCCUCAGUGGAUGUCUGCAGAGAGUAAAGACAAUGCUGUGGGUGACAAAAAGAAAUCUCAUGUUCAGAGGAGUGUUCUGGAAAAUGACCUGCCUUUCUUAGAGUUCCAUGGCUCUGUUGUUUAUAGCUAUGAUGCCAGUGACUGUUCCUUUCUGUCAGAAGAUAUCAGAAGAAACCUAUCUGGUGGAGAUGUGAUAGGAUUUGACAUUGAAUGGCCACCCUCAUAUACUAAAGGGAAAGUAGGGAAAGUCGCCCUAAUCCAAAUAUGUGUCUCGGAGAAAAAAUGCUACUUGUUUCACAUUUCUUCAAUGUCAGGUUUUCCCAAGGGACUCAAAAGAUUGCUUGAAGAUGAAGCCGUUAAAAAGGUUGGAGUAGGAAUUGAAGGAGAUCAGUGGAAGCUGAUGAACGACUUCGAAAUCAAACUGAAGAGCUUUGUAGAGCUGGCUGAUGUCGCCAAUGAAAAACUGAAGUGUAAGGAGAUAUGGAGUCUAAAUGGCUUGGUAAAACAUCUGUUCAGCAAGCAGCUUCUGAAGGACAAGUCUGUCCGCUGUAGUAACUGGGAAGCAUUUCCACUCAGCGAGGAGCAGAAGUUGUAUGCAGCCACUGACGCUUAUGCAGGCCUCCUCAUUUACCAAAAACUGGAAAAUAUGAAUAACUGUGAUCAGAGGCUCUAUAGUAUAAAAAAUGAUGGGGAGAUGUUGCCAAAUGAAGUCAAGAAGCAACUGUCCUCAUUAGCUGAAGAAAUGGUGGAGCUGGCUAAUGGUCUUCCCAGCACUUUUGGACAACUUAAAAAUAUGCAGAGAGCUGUAGAAAUAUUAACUGGUGUAUCAGAAAAUAUAUGUGCCUUAAGAAACAUGUUGCUUGGUGAACCCAACUCUCAAGCAGAGCUGGGGAGCAGCUGUGUUGCAGCUCCAAUGAAAUCUGAAGUUGUGCCUACCAUUGUUGAAGAAGAAAAGACCGAAACACUUGAAUUUCCUACAAGACUUGAAGAUGAUUUAAAUGAUGACCUAGAUGAUGAUACGUUACUGAGUGUCAGUGAGGGAGACGUGACUGGUGGGGAAAUGGAACUUAGUAAGCCUGAGCAGAAAGAUGGAACUGCAGACAGAGGAUCUAAGGAGAAUACAGACAGAGACUGCUUAAUGUCACUGGACAUUACUGAAUAUGAACUUCAAAUGUUGGAACUUAAGGCCAACGAAGAAAUUCUAAACGCUGCCUUGCCUGAGGAACCAUAUUCCAGAGAGAAUGAACAAAAUCUUGGUUGUGUCAUUGAAAGUGAUGAAGAACUGGAAAUGGAGAUGCUUAAAUCUAUAGAAGAUGUAGAUAAUUCUAAAGUCAGUCGAACUGACUCUACCUCCAUUGAAACCAAGAGACUUGAUGGCACAAAAUUACACCUUUCUCCAGAUGAUGAUGAAGAUGAAGGCAUUGAGGAGGAGGAAGAGGAGAGUUGGGAUCCUUUGUUGCCUGUACCUAGUGAAAUAGAAGUUACGUGCUUAAAGACAUAUUUUGGACAUUCUAGUUUUAAACCGGUCCAGUGGAAAGUGAUCUCUUCUGUUUUACAAGACAGAAGAGAUAAUCUCGUUGUCAUGGCAACUGGAUAUGGGAAGAGCUUGUGCUUCCAGUUUCCACCCAUUUACACGGGCGGUACAGGAAUAGUCAUCUCUCCUCUUAUUUCUUUGAUGGAGGACCAAGUGCUGCAGCUUGAAAUGUCGGGCAUUGCAGCUUGCUUGCUUGGAUCAGCUCAGUCAAGAAAUGUGAUAGGGGACGUCAGAGCGGGCCACUAUAGAGUUGUGUAUAUAACUCCAGAGUUCUGCUCGGGGAACUUACCGCUACUUCAAGAACUUGACCAAACCAUUGGUAUCACGCUGAUAGCGGUCGAUGAGGCUCAUUGUAUUUCAGAGUGGGGGCAUGACUUCAGAAAUUCAUUUAGGACUUUGGGUUCGUUAAAGAAAGUGCUCCCUUCGGUUCCUAUUGUUGCUUUAACUGCAACAGCGAGCCCUUCCGUUAGAGAAGACAUAGUGCACUGUCUAACCCUAAAGAAUCCUCAGGUCACAUGUACUAGUUUUGACCGACCUAACCUAUACUUAGAAGUUGGACGAAAAACUGGACGUAUCUUUCAGGAUUUAAAACAGUUCCUUAUUAAAAAGGAAAGCUCUACAUAUGAGUUUGAAGGACCCACUAUCGUUUAUUGCCCUUCAAGGAAGAUCACUGAACAAGUAGCUGCUGAGCUGAUGAAAUUAAACUUGUCCUGUGGCACAUACCAUGCUGGCAUGGGAAUCAAAGCAAGGAAAGACGUUCAUCACAGGUUCAUGAGAGAUGAAAUUCAGUGCAUUGUGGCUACGGUGGCCUUUGGAAUGGGUAUCAAUAAAGCAGACAUCCGGAGAGUUAUUCAUUAUGGUGCCCCUAAGGAAAUGGAAUCCUACUACCAAGAAAUUGGAAGGGCUGGCCGUGAUGGGCUUCCUGCUUCUUGUUACGUAUUUUGGACUGCAGCCGAUAUGACUUUUAACAGAUAUCUUUUAAAUGAGAUACGUAAUGAAGGAUUCCGACUAUACAAAUUAAAGAUGGCGGCAAAGAUAGAGAAGUACCUUAACUCAAACAGCUGCAGGAGAAAAAUCAUCUUGUCUCAUUUUGAAGACAAACAACUCCGGAAGGCCUCCUCUGGCAUCAUGGGAACAGAAAAAUGCUGUGAUAAUUGCCGGUUCAGAACCCAUUGCUGCACUAUUAACAGUGACACAGAAGAGAGUUUGCAGGACUUCGGUCAGCAAGCGUACCAGCUGAUGUCUGCAGUGAAGGCCUUAGACGAGAAGUUUGGAACUAGAGUUCCGGUUAUGUUUCUCCGAGGAUCUAAUUCCCAGCGUCUCCCAGACAAGUACCGAACUCACGCUCUCUUUGGUAGUGGAAAGGACUGGCCAGAGAAUUGGUGGAAGGCUUUGGGCCGACAGCUCCUCAUUGAAGGUUUCCUUAAAGAAGUUUCUGGUAAAAGCAGAUUUGCAACUCUGUGUGAGCUGACUAAGAAGGGUAGAGACUGGCUCUGUAAAGCUAGGAGUGAGUUGUGUCGGACCCUUCUGCUACAGUCCAGUGAAGAACUAUAUCUAAGGAAACCUCACACCCAAAGCAAUAGACAGAUAACUUCAGUUGCAGGAUCACAUUCACCAGAUACAAGGUCAAUAAAGCUGACACCAGAGAAACAGACCUAUUUGCAGGAAAUGUUUUCUUAUCAAGGAACAAGUAAAAUUUCUACAAGAGGCAAUGUCUCAAAUGAAAGUGACCUGGUGCAGUCACCAAUCAAACUGAAGUCCCCAGAACCUGCUGUUUCAUCCAGAGAGAAGGAACUGCACACUGUUCUAUAUGGGAAGCUGCUGGCAGCCAGACAGAAGCUAGCCAGUGAGAAGGAUAUUCCUCCGGCUGUGUUGGCAACAAAUAAAAUACUGGUGGACAUGGCCAAGAUAAGGCCUACGACUGUUGAAAAUGUGAAGAGAAUUGAUGGCGUAUCUGAAGCAAAAUCUGCCAUGUUGGUUCCUCUCCUGGAUGAUAUCAAGGAGUUUUGCCAUGCAAAUAAUCUGGAGAUAGACACAUUCCCUACUUGUGGAUCUAGGGAAAAGCAGCCAGCAGUCCUCCAGAAGAGAGGUGGGUGCAGCCCCCUUCCACAGUCACAGCUCAUAACAUACAUGCUGUUCCAUGAGAAGAACCAGUCUUUGAAGAGUAUAAGUGAAAGCAGGUCUCUGCCUCUCUCUGUGGUUGGCUCUCAUUUAUCCGAAGCCAUGAAAGCUGGCUACCCAGUCGACUUAGAACGAGCGGGUCUGACUCCUGAAGUUCAGAAGGUUAUUACUGAUAUCAUCCAAAACCCUCCCAUCAACUCAGAUGUAACCAGAACGACAGCGAUUAGAGCACUGGUCCCUGCGAAUAUCGAGCUGUACCUGAUCCGAAUGGCAAUUGCACUGCUGCAGAAAGGGUGUGGGAAUGGGCAGCUGGGCCAGGCGUGUGACUCCGGCAAGAAAAGCCUCUCAGCUGAGUGUGAAGGGCUGCCGGGCAGCGUGGGGCCAGCCCAGAAGAGCAAGGAAGGAAUGUCAUGGACGGAAACAGAGGGGAUUUCAGUGAAGCCAACCACACACACAUACAAGUUUGUGUCCAGGGAAGGAGCAAAACAAGAUCAUCCACAUAUGGAUUCUUCACCUUGGCUUGUAAAGAGCAACAAGAUGGACGACAAACAACUCUCGAAUGCAGAACAGGAUGUACCAAGCCAUCAAACCUCCCUUCGUUUAGCCUCCUGGAAUCAGCCUCCCCUGGAUCCCGAUGAAGAGGAACUGUUCAGUGACUCCCAAUCAAAGACUCAGCCUGCAAAGAGGAAGUUACCAGAAUGGUUUGGAACUUCAAAGGGAACAGAUGCUUCCAUUACUACUGGCAAGAAAUCCAAAGUGGGAGCAAAAAAAGGUCUUUUUGGUUGAACUUGGAAAUAUCAACAACUUUCUCUUUUAAAGAAGCUCAGAGAGAGCAUCUCUAUUUUUAGUUUCCAGGACAACUAGCAUUCUGAAGGACCUGUUCAUUUGUUCACAGUUGAAACCGUUACUGAGCUUGGGCUGGAACAACUUGUCAGUGUGUGGGGAGCAGCCACAUCAAACAGCAAGAUCUUGAAUUCAAGUACAUAAAGAACUGACCCAAGGGUUAAAUGAGGUCAUAUUAAUAUUGUUUAUAGAGGCUGUUUGCUACUUUCAGUAUUAGGAUCAAACUUUCCAAGAUUUUUACUGUCAGUUUAUUAUAUAUUAGUACAGCGGUUCUCAAACUUCAGCAAUCCGAGGAGCCCCAUUUUAAUUUAAAAUUCUGGGGACCUCCCAAGCCUCUCCACUCAGCCCCAGAACCUGUCUUGACUCCACUCCUUCCCCCAAGGCCUCACCCUUGCCCCACCUUUUUCUGCCUCCCGCUCACUCCACCCCACCUCCCUCUGUCGCUCGCUCUCCCCCACCCUCACUCACUUUCA